Molecule: messenger RNA, 652 nt
Organism: Hibiscus syriacus
Lineage: Eukaryota; Viridiplantae; Streptophyta; Magnoliopsida; Malvales; Malvaceae
Product: beta-glucosidase 47-like
Exons: 3
Coding region: 197-553 (118 amino acids)
Biological process (GO): carbohydrate metabolic process
Molecular function (GO): beta-glucosidase activity
Source: RefSeq, a predicted model, not a curated record
AGACAUCUGCUUUAAGUCCUUUGGAGACAGGGUGAAGUAUCGGGUCACCUUCAAUGAACCGGAUUUCCAAGUCAAGUUCAGGUACCAUACGGCUACGUUCCCACCGUAGCGUUGCUCCAGGCCAUUCGGGAAUUGUACUUCCGGUGAUUCAGAGAAGGAGCCGUUUAUAGCAGCCCACAAUAUCAUCCUAGCACAUAUGGCAGCUGUUCAUAUCUACAGAACUAAAUAUCAGGAAGCACAAGGAGGUAGCAUCGGAAUCGUCCUGCAAUGCUCUUGGUACGAACCAAUCAGCGACUCUAUAGCCGACAAGCUAGCAGCCGAAAGAGCUCAUGCCUUCACCAUCAACUGGUUCCUAGAGCCAAUCAUAUUCGGUAGAUAUCCUCCUGAAAUGAAAAACAUUCUAGGAUCUAUUUUCCCCGUUUUUUCAACAACCGAGAAGCAGGAGCUGAAUAAAGGGCUCGAUUUCAUCGGAAUCAACCACUACACCAGUUACUAUGUCCGGGAUUGCAUGUUCUCCGAGUGUGAACCAGGAAACGGAACCUCAAAGACGUAAGGAUUUUCGGGAUAAAGCUCAUAGAAAAAUAGCAUCCCUAUAGGACAGCCUGCAAGUAACCUAAAUGUAUGAUAUCACAGCCAUGUUGCAUCUUAAGCU